Messenger RNA from Gregarina niphandrodes, 915 nucleotides. RefSeq lists its product as hypothetical. The record is from RefSeq and is a predicted model, not a curated record. The coding region runs from base 1 to 915 and encodes 304 amino acids. Lineage: Eukaryota; Apicomplexa; Conoidasida; Eugregarinorida; Gregarinidae. The transcript has a single exon.
AUGGUCGGGGCAGUGGCUGCGAGGCGACGGGGCUUGCGCCCAGGUUUGGUGAAGAUGGCAUGUUGUUUCCAACUGGUGGAGGUGGACCAUGAGGAGUUAAUGGGCUUACGAACGGCGUACCGGUUGGGUACUCGGUUCUUCCGUAUGCAGUCAGCGAGUCCGGAGGACGCGGAAUGGGGAUGUGUACAAGUUGAGUUGCGUCCGGGAAUGAACGACGACGGGAUGCGUGUUCACUUGAACUAUUUGGCGUGUAAGGCGGCAUUGGAUAGUCUAGGCGGGAUUACUCCUACCACUCCCUGGAUCGCGGCCCACGGGAUCUACUUCUUGGCGGACACCGUGGCCAUGGGCGGCCCGCAAGUUCCCGAUCUCAGCGACGGCCGAGCUAGCGUCGGAAGGUUCUUCCGGACAUUAAUGAGCGUGAAUGCCAGUCAACUUGGACUGUCCCUCGACCAACUCGACCCCGGCUGUUUUCUCAAAGUCGCCGAAGACUUCGUCGAACUCUACCGAGGCGAGGAAUCCGUCGAACGCUGGCUCGAGGCCCUGCGCCAGGAAUUCGAACAACCGCGCAGACGACUUAUUCGCCUUGACCGCAAUUUUGCACACGACCAAAUCCUCACAUGGCUGCCGAACCAAGACCCCACCAACCGUCCAGACCUAGCGGGACAAGAUGUGACGCAAGAGGCGACGGCUGCCGGUGCGGAAGACACAGCUGGGCAGGAAACGGCUGCUGCGGGAGCAGACGUCGCGAGGCAAGAGGCAGCUGUAUUGGCGCAGACACCGAUCCUCAGGGAAGUCGGUCGUGGUAGCCUCAACUUCCUCGACUACGACCAGCUCCUCAAGGAUGUGGCCCGGGCAAAGCUCGAGUGGCAGCGGAGGAUGCGCUCGCCGAACUCGUGGUUGUACCGUGCGGAUUAA